ACUGGGCCAGUUGUGAUUGGCCAGCGUAUUUUCUCCCCAAUGUUUGUAAAUUGUAGACUGGAGGGGGGGGAGACGCCGCUAUUCUGGAGCUCAGCGCGCAAAUGUAUUUUCUAAAGGUUGAUAAACUCUUCUCGUUUGAAUUGUAUCUGAAAAUAACCGGGCACUAGAACCCACGGACUGGAAAACCUCCACGACGCCUGGGGAUAUCGACGGACUCAACAAGCAGAGACGCAGAGCACCAUGGUCCUGAGCCAGAUGGACGCGGGCAAAGCGCUGACGGCGGCGGCGGCCAGAGGGAAUGCCGACGAGGUGCAGCGGCUCCUGGAGGAAUGCAGGGUGCAUCCCGAUACGCCCAACGAGUUCGGCCGAACCGCGCUGCAGGUGAUGAUGAUGGGGAACUCCAAAGUAGCAGGGCUGUUGCUGGAAAAGGGAGCCGAGCCCAACGUCCAGGACAAAUACGGCAUAGCGCCUGUCCACGACGCAGCACGGACGGGCUUUCUGGAGACCCUGCAGGUCCUGGUGGAGCACGGGGCUUCAGUAAACCUCCAGGACCAGAACGGCGCCCUCCCCAUCCACAUCGCCAUACGAGAAGGCCACCGAGAGGUGGUGGAGUUCCUGGCUCCGCUAUCUGACCUGAAACAGGCCACUGUCAGCGGUCAGACAGCAAUAGACAUGGCCCGAGCUCUGGGGGAGCUGGACAUGAUGAACUCGCUUUUUGCUCACAUUCACAGUUAAUAAGAAGAAAUAAUCCUCUGCCAAACUCAAACCUCACUUUUUAUUUUUAUUUUAUUUUUUUAUUUUUUUUUUUGCUUUUUACCUGGUGACUUGAAUACAUGAAUCUGUUUUUGGUGGCUGAGCAUUAAAAUGUGACGGGACGUGUUGUCUUGGCAGCUUCAUUUCAGUGGAUUGGUGGCUAUAUACUGUAGACACCUUUUGCACAGUGCAGUUUAGGCACCUUAUAUUUUUUCUUUCUUUCCCUAUUAAUUGGGAGUGCACAUUUGUAGAUAGUUGUCCUCCAGUGUUAUGUGAUUUUUACAUCAUUUCUAUUAUGUGUGCGUGUGUGUGUAUGAAUUGUAACAUUUCCUACACAGGUAUUUUUUUGUUUUGUUUUUGUAAUUUGCAAAAAAAAAAAAAAAAAGAACAUAGUGCACCCUGAUUGCUUUGCAUAGUUGUGUUUCUCUUAAUUAGAUGUUCUUAGACUUUGAAUUUGCUCUUAUUUAUUGUUGGAAGAAGAAAUUAUCUUGUGACUUUGUAAAACGACAACUUUUAAUGUGAUUUGUUGAAAUGUUAUUUAUAUAAAUGCUUUUAAGACAAAAGUGAGAUUAUUCACUGUAAUAUUUGAUGAAGAAAACACAAAAUAAAGUCUUGAACUUAA
Molecule: messenger RNA, 1375 nt
Organism: Fundulus heteroclitus (mummichog)
Lineage: Eukaryota; Metazoa; Chordata; Actinopteri; Cyprinodontiformes; Fundulidae
Gene: cdkn2d
Product: cyclin-dependent kinase inhibitor 2D (p19, inhibits CDK4)
Exons: 3
Coding region: 241-735 (164 amino acids)
Biological process (GO): regulation of cyclin-dependent protein serine/threonine kinase activity; negative regulation of cell population proliferation
Cellular component (GO): nucleus
Molecular function (GO): protein kinase binding; cyclin-dependent protein serine/threonine kinase inhibitor activity
Source: RefSeq, a predicted model, not a curated record